AACAUGGCAUCAGCAAGUGAGGGGUCUCCAACCGAAGUUUCUCAGGAGGGCGCUGGAGGCAAAAAGAGAAAGGCUGGCAACCAGGUGGCAGUGAGUAAGAAAAAGUCAACAGACGACCACAAACAACACAGCGGCCAAAAAUCACUCAUGUGUGGGGAGUGUGGGUACUUGGCUCCUUACAAGUCUGCCUUAGCCAUGCACAUGAGAACCCACACUGGAGAGAAACCCUUCAAGUGUGACCGGUGCGACUACUCUGCCGCGAGGAAGUCUCAGUUAGAUUAUCAUAUAGCAAAACACAAUGGUGAAGAACCUUACAGAUGCAAGAGGUGUGGGUUCAGGACAAUGUACAGGUAUCACUUAACCGUGCAUAUGAGGAUCCACACAGGAGAAAAACCCUACAAGUGUGACCAGUGCGACUUUGCUGCUGCACGGAAAUCUGCCUUAGUUGAACAUCAAGCGAAACACACUGGUGAGAAACCAUACAUGUGUGAGGAGUGCGGGUACAGGACAGUUCACAAGUCUUACUUAAUCGUACAUAAGAAAACCCACACAGGUGAGAAACCCUUCAAGUGUGACCAGUGCGACUAUUCUGCUGUAAGGAAGUGCCAUUUGGACAUCCAUCUAGCAAAACACACAGGUGAGAAACCCUUCAUAUGCGGGGAGUGUGGGUUCAAGACAGCUGUCAUGUACAACCUAUCUCGGCAUAUGCUGAGUCACUCUGACGACAAACCAUACAAGUGUGAUCAGUGCGACUAUUCUGCUGUAUUUAAAACCACCUUAAAUAAUCAUAAAGCAAAACACACCGGUGAGAAGCCAUUCAUAUGUAAAGAGUGUGGGUACAAGACAACGCAACAGUACUACCUUUCCCGACACAUGAGAAUACACACAGGUGAAAAACCCUACAAGUGUGACCAGUGCGACUAUUCUGCUGCAACCAAAUCCACUUUACAGAGCCAUCUAGCGACACACACCCGUGAGAAACCCUACAAGUGUGGGGAGUGCGGGUACAGGACAGCUUUUAAAUCUACUUUAACCCGGCAUAUGAGAACCCACACAGGGGAAAAACCCUACAAGUGUGACCAGUGUGACUAUGCUGCUCCAACAAAGACCUCUUUCAAGAAACAUGUAGCAACACACACCGGUGAUAAACCCUACAAGUGUGGGGAUUGUGGGUACAGGACAGUUACAAAGUUUGACCUAACUAAACACAGAAGAACCCACACCGGAGAAAAGCCAUACAAGUGUGACCUGUGUGACUAUUCUGCAGCAAACAAGUCAUCUUUGCGCUACCACGUGGCAAAACACACCGGCGAAAAACCGUAUAUUUGUGGGGAGUGUGGGUUCAGAACAGCUAAGAAGUAUAACUUGACGAAGCAUAUGAAAACCCACACAGGAGAAAAACCCUACAAGUGUGACCAGUGUGACUAUUCUGCAGCAAACAAAUCCAGGUUGGACCAUCAUCUUGCUGUACACAGAGGGGACAAACCCUACAUGUGUGGGGAGUGUGGGCACAGGACAGUAACAAAGUAUGACCUACAGAAACAUUUAAGAAUCCACACAGGAGAAAAACCCUACAAGUGUGAUCAGUGUGACUAUUCUGCAACAGAAAGUAACCACUUGAAGACACAUAAAUUGGCGAAACACACCGGUGAGAAACCCUUUCUGUGUGGGGAGUGCGGGUUUAGAUCAACUCAAAGGACUCAGUUAACCAUACACAUGAGAACCCACACAGGAGAGAAGCCAUACAAGUGUGACCAGUGCGACUACUCUGCUGCAUCAAGGGGUAAUCUGAGCAAACACAACUUGGUAAAACACAGCGGUAUGGAGAAACCCUACAAGUGUGGGGAGUGUGAGUACGCGACGAUGCGACAGAAUCAUCUCUCCCAGCAUAUGAGAAAACACACGGGAGAGAAACCCUACAAGUGUGACCAGUGCGAUUUUUGCUCGGCUUACAAAAAUGCCCUCAACAAGCACAUGAAACAACACACAGAAGAAACAGCUGAAGAAGUGUGACCUUGGCGCAACAGACCGAUCCUUUGACUGUCCAACACCCUUUCGAACAAGUAGGACCCCUUGUUCGAUUUAGAUGUUGUAAUUGGCACCGUACGCAUGUGUAGUGACCUUAACACCAAAAGACUCGCGAAGGAACGGCUGGGAUUGAAGUGUACACUCUUGUAUUAAUGGUUCCAAUGUAAAUUGGGUUCUAAAAUCGUGUUGAAUAAUCCAUGUUACAUAUACAGUCAAACGUGGGUUAUACAUGUACAUAUACAGCAACCACUCAAGUAACUAAGGAAAAGCUUAUUGAGCACAGAUGGUUGCUUAGGAUAAGGUGGGGUUAACUAUGUAGGAAUGGACUUUUUUAUUUGGCUUGUGACUGGAGGGGUGUUCAUCAAGGGGAAACAUG
Molecule: messenger RNA, 2404 nt
Organism: Branchiostoma floridae (Florida lancelet)
Lineage: Eukaryota; Metazoa; Chordata; Leptocardii; Amphioxiformes; Branchiostomatidae
Product: zinc finger protein 845-like
Exons: 2
Coding region: 4-2013 (669 amino acids)
Biological process (GO): regulation of transcription by RNA polymerase II
Cellular component (GO): nucleus
Molecular function (GO): DNA-binding transcription factor activity, RNA polymerase II-specific; RNA polymerase II transcription regulatory region sequence-specific DNA binding
Source: RefSeq, a predicted model, not a curated record